GCAGCAGCAGCAGCGACAGCGGCAGCAGAGCACCGAUCAUCACCGUGACUCCGGUCCACGGUCCGAUGGAUCCGACGACGCCUCCGGCGAAGCCGCCGAGGGCCGCCAGCCAUCGUCCUCGGGACAUAGCUUUUCGGGACGUGGUGACGCGCGACGAGGCCGCCUGGCUGGCCAGACGCUGCCUGGGCGAGGACGCGCGCCUCGUCGAGUACUACCUCAGGCCCUACUCCGAGGAGAAGAUCGGCUUUCUUGGCCAGCAUCUUCGCCUCGUGAUCGUGGCCAAAGUCAGCAGCAGUGGCAGCAGCAGCGAGGCCGUCGACGAGAAGCUGAGCCUGUUCGUGAAGACGGUGCCGCGCGAUCUGCCCGGCCAGGCGGCCUACAUCGAGGAGAAGGGCUGCUUCCGCAAGGAGAGCGACUUUUUCCGCGACUACGUCGCGCUGAUCGGCGACGAAGAAGAAGCGACGAGCUGGUGCCCGACCUGCUACCUGGCCAAGCCCGACGUGCUCGUGUUCGAGGACCUGCGACUGCGCGGCUACGCCAAUCAGCCGCGCAUGUUCGAGCUCGCCGCCAUGAAGUCGGCCGUGGUCUGUCUGGCGCGAUUUCACGCCUCGUCGCUGCGCCUCGAGGCCCGACUGGGCGGCCGGCCGCUCGUCGAUCGGUUCCCCCGGCUACUGGAGGAGACCGAGUUCAAGCGCAGCGGGCGCUCGCUCGAGUGGUACGCCAACGCCAUGGACCUGGCGGUGCGACUGGCCCGCGAGCGCUUCGGCCACGAGGACGAGGCCGGACUGCGCCGCGCCGGCGACACGGUGUUCGCCAUGUGUCGGGCGUCGCGCGACAAGCUCAACGUCGUCAGCCACGGCGAUCUCUGGUCGUCGAAUCUCAUGUUCGACGCGGGCCUGAGGCACUGCCGCCUCGUGGAUUAUCAGCUGCUGCGCUACGCGCCCCUCGGCCACGAUCUCGCCCAGCUGCUGUAUCUCUGCUCGACGCGCGACUUUCGACGCCGCAACGAGGCCAAGAUGAUCGAGCUGUACACGGAGACGCUGCUGGAGCGUUUGAGCACGACGAGGUACGAGGGCCCGAGGCCCGAGCGCGAGGACAUACUGCGCUGCUACGAGGAGCAGAGGAUGCCGGCCUGCGCCACGGCCGUGAUCUUUCAUCCGACGGUGCUGAUGUCGGGCCGCGUCGCCGCCCAGAUCAUGGACGAGCCCGCGACCUACGAGGAGUACUACUUCAGGAACAGGCUGCCCUUCGUGCGGCGGAUCAUGGCCGGCGACAAGGAGUACGAGGCGAGGAUCCUGGAGGACGUCGAGGAGCUCGUCGAGAUGUCGCGGAGGUACGACGACCUUCCCAAGCCGACUUGAUCGAGAGAGAGCACGAUUUGAGAUAUCUAGCCCCUCGAUUUCUAAUUUACGGUGCAUUAUUUUACGCGUGGGUUCUCGAUACGCGGUGUUUAUCGCCAUCUGACGUCGGUUCGCCUUGACCGAGCUGUCUGUAUAAAUACGAGACUGAUCGACGUCUCGGAGGAAAGGUGUAAACAUUUGAUUAAAUAUAAGAUUAUCGAUAAUUCAGUUAGAUCAAACAAGAGUCUUGUAAGAUGUCUAAUGUAUGAGACAGAUUAUUGUAUCAAAUUGAUUAGAAGAAAAUUGUAUUGUGACAGAAUCGACGAUGCACUUGAAAAAUUAUAAUUUGUAACUGUGAUUAUUCAUUGGCCGAUUUGCGAUAAUAUUGGAUACGAUUUUCAUUUGCAAUUUGACAAAUUUACUAUAAGGAAUUAAAGUCAGUUGUAAAUUAAUCAAGUAAAAGAAUUAAAAUUAAAAUUUUAUAUUUUAAUGAUAAAAUUAAAAACAACGCGAAUCUGUCGCACUAAUCAUUGAGACUUUAUACGUACGAUAUUUGCUAUGCGAAUCCGAAGUUUAAACAACGUUCACGGGUGAGGAAAAUUAGUGGACCUGUUGUGGUGUUAAAAACUGGUGGUAAUUUUUUAUCUUAUGUGAGUGAAGGUGUACAGAUUUCCACGAUUGGAUAAUCUUAUUGCAAUUUUCAGAGUUAAACAGGAACCCAACGACUUGUCGUUUAAUGAAAAUAAUUAUAAUGCAAUUGACUAGACAUUCAAUACUAAAAGUUGUCAAUUCUUGCCAUUUCUACUAGUAAAUCUAGCAAUUGUGUGAAAAUUAACUGCAAUUUAAAAUCUAUGUAAGGAAUAUCCUUACUUUAUUUGAAGUGUGCGCGUAAUCAGGUCGAUAAAUUAGAUCGCUUAAUAUGCGGCAUACCAUUAAUUGUACGCAUGCUAAUUAGCAUGAUAAUAGCUGACAGAUAGAAUACAGUGGAAUAAAAUUGUGUAAAACAAUAGUCGAACAACCUACACUGAAAAAACGACCACUGUUCUGAGUACUGAAGCCGACUCAGUAAACAAGCCAACGCAGCGACUUAGUAGCAGCGUUGGUUUGAGGCAAACUCUACGCUCGCACUC
Messenger RNA from Trichogramma pretiosum, 2470 nucleotides. RefSeq lists its product as uncharacterized. The record is from RefSeq and is a predicted model, not a curated record. The transcript has a single exon. Bases 66 to 1361 code for a protein of 431 amino acids. NCBI's taxonomy places the organism in Eukaryota, Metazoa, Arthropoda, Insecta, Hymenoptera, Trichogrammatidae.